AUGAUUCCGACGAAAUUAGUGUGGUUUCGACAUCAUUUCGGUGAUUCUGGUGACGUUAAGGUAGUUCCGACGACGUUAGGGUGGUUCCGGCAUCAUUACGGUGGAGAUUUUCAGAGUCGUCCUGGAUCUUCAAAGAAACCAAAGAGAGAAACUAAAGUUUUGAAGAAAGAUAAACAAGCUGCUGUUAUAAAAGAAUUUCCUUCAUUGAAGAAUAGAUGUUCACCAGGGUCAUUGUUGGGUGUUAUUCAAGGUUUAAGUAGAGAACAGAAGGAUUGUGUUAGGGCUAUGGGAUUUGGGAGUUUGUUAGGGAUGAAGAUGAUUGACGUACCGUGGAAGAUUUUUUAUUAUGUUCUUGAUCAUUUUAAUUUUGAAUCUUUGAAGGUGGAGUUUGAUAAUUGUGAAGUUAGUGUUGAUAGUAAGUUUGUUCAAGAGAUGUUAGGAUUACCAUCUGGUGGCUCAUUACUUUCAAACAUGGAUUACAUUUCGGAGAAUAAUGAAGAGAGCUGUAUGUUUGAGUGA
This is a messenger RNA of Lactuca virosa, 519 nucleotides long. The record is from the annotation of a GenBank genome assembly. NCBI's taxonomy places the organism in Eukaryota, Viridiplantae, Streptophyta, Magnoliopsida, Asterales, Asteraceae.